Pseudo-nitzschia multistriata is the source of this 1529-nucleotide messenger RNA. The record is from the annotation of a GenBank genome assembly. NCBI's taxonomy places the organism in Eukaryota, Bacillariophyta, Bacillariophyceae, Bacillariales, Bacillariaceae.
GGUGCCAUGACGCUCCGCCAAAUCUAUCCUGGAGCUGGCGACAAUUGGAUCCGGUAGUCGGAGUACGAGUAGUUGGUCAGAGCACUCUCAAUGUGGUGACAAYACUCUUUGGUUUCUGAACAAAGGAUCUGUCUAUAGUAUAUCAAGAAGGGAAUGCAUCAUGUGUAGACCUAUUGGCAAUACCCUUCGAUUGACCAUCAUCCUAGGUUGUUGUUUGGCGGUAUGUGGCUGUCCAUUUCUAGCUUGAGUGUCGACGUCGGCAAAAAUGCAGCAAAACGUGACGWAUGUCGCCAGUCGAACGAAAUGCUCAUCGCCCUUUGCUUCUUCUUCUAUCUGCAUCCCAUAUCAUCCUCUUUUGAUUACCUCAUGUGACUUUAGUUUAUUUUUCAAUCAAUAAACAAUAAAAAUUGCGAGUUUGUGUACAAGGUGGACGAAGAAACCGACGAUUAUGUUGAAACUGGAACUUUAAACUUUGGAUUAUUUUAUGAGGGAUACAACGGCUACUGCUUUGAUAACACGCAGGGGUACAUAGCCAUCGACGACGACGCCAAUGUCGUGUUGUCGAUUGCMAGGGACGCCCACAUUGUUUCCAUGACCGCCGGCGGCAUUGCCACGUUCUUAGUCGCUAUCGACUGGUUAGCAUGCAAGGUGCCCUGUGGGACCAUUUUAGAGGGGCUUGCCUUCUUUGUCGCCUGGGUGUCUGGACUGUAAGUCUUUAGCGAAAGAAUCGAAYCGUGAAGAAAAAUACUUGACCACAGAAUGUUCCGCGAGUCGGUGUUCGACAUUUUSUGCCGGCUAGUCGAUUUGCUUGGCGUGCUAGUGGAACAUUUGAAGUUCUGCUCGUUCUCACCUGGGACUUGUUUUUCUUUUCCUCCUGCUGCAAUCCUCCCAGAAUUGUCUACGCCGUUUUCGGAAUGGAAGGCUGCGGAACCGAUUUCAUUGCCACCGAGCUCCUGAACGAUGUUGACGCUGCGGCUGCGGAAUAUAAGAACCAACUCGACGCCGCGACCACGGACUUAACUAGCGUCGGYACAUACCCUGGGAUGGAUGCCACGGAGUUAGGUGCGGAUCUAGGUUUGAAUUUGAAUAUGACGGGUGUGAACAUCACUGAGAGUUUAUUAGAAAAGGGCUUUCCCAUCGAAAUUGCCMAAAAAAUCCCCUUUGGCACAAAGUGUAAUUGGGGACCGGGUGCGAGCUUCAAUCUCAUGGCGGUGCUGAUUUAUUUUGUGAGUGGAGCUCUGCUGUGUUGUCUACCUGAUCCCACCCCGGUUUGCGAGGGUAGAAAAGAGUCAGAACAAGAACGGAAGAGUACGAACUUGUCGAGAAGCGCCGGCAGAAACGUUGUAUAAUGAAAUGUAAAGAAACGUGAUUUUCUAACCACCACGUCGCAACUCAYCCUUUGAUGGGAUAUGUGAGUWCAUCGAUCCAGAACCAUAUGUUUUUUCUCAGGUUGGUGAAGCGCGAACCUAUGAAUGACGAUUUUGUAGAUGAAGCGAUCGAACGAGCGAAGAUAAAAUCAUCUUGCUUAU